Molecule: messenger RNA, 2973 nt
Organism: Arxiozyma heterogenica
Lineage: Eukaryota; Fungi; Ascomycota; Saccharomycetes; Saccharomycetales; Saccharomycetaceae
Gene: RQC2
Product: Rqc2p
Exons: 1
Coding region: 1-2973 (990 amino acids)
Biological process (GO): ribosome-associated ubiquitin-dependent protein catabolic process; rescue of stalled cytosolic ribosome
Cellular component (GO): RQC complex
Molecular function (GO): ribosomal large subunit binding; tRNA binding
Source: RefSeq, a predicted model, not a curated record
AUGAAACAAAAAGUAAGUGCACUAGAUUUGCAGCUUUUAGUUGCUGAAUUGCGCAAUUCUAUUGAAUCAUACAGAUUAAACAACAUAUAUAACAUUGCUGAUUCAAGCAAACAAUACCUACUAAAAUUUAACAAACCAGACUCUAAAGUUAAUGUUAUAGUUGAUUGUGGCUCUAGAAUUCACAUUACCGAAUAUGCAAGGCAAACACCAACAAUGCCCUCGAAUUUUGUUGUGAAAUUAAGAAAACACUUGAAAUCAAGAAGACUAACGAAUGUUAGACAAGUUUCUAAUGAUCGAAUUGUUGUAUUUCAAUUUGCUGAUGGUCAGUACUAUUUGGUUUUUGAAUUUUUCAGUGCUGGUAAUAUACUUUUGUUAGAUGAAAAUUUAAAGAUUUUAUCUUUACAAAGAAUCGUUAAAGAAUAUGAAAAUACAGUUGGAAAAAAGUAUGAAAUGUUUGACCAUUCUCUUUUUUCCAAUCACACUUCCAUACCAACUAUUACAGACACUGAAUUUAACACUGCAUUGAUUAACUCAUGGUUUCAAGAAGAAAAGACACACCUAGAAACCUCCCCAGUCCCUGAAAAGAAAAAAACUAUCCAUAGAUUAUUAUUGAAUAAAGUACCCUAUUUAUCAUCCGAUCUAUUAACAAAAAAUCUGAAAAUGAAUGGUAUCACACCCUCUGAACAAUCUUCUGCAUUUUUUAGUCAAGAAGAUGUUAUCUGUAAUGUGUUAAAGCAGACCCAGAAAGAAUAUAGUGAACUACUUCAAAAGGAAGUAGUGAUGGGGUAUAUAGUAACACGAAAAAACUCAAAUUAUAUAAAAGAAAGAGACUCUGUCGAUCUAGAAUAUGUUUUUGAUAGUUUUCACCCAUUCAAACCAUAUAUAAAUGCGACAGAAGAUAAAAAGAUCGUUGAAGUGGAAGGGUCUUAUAAUAAAACACUAGAUACAUUUUUCUCCACUAUUGAAUCAUCCAAAUAUGCACUUAAGAUCCAAGCUCAGGAAAAUAUGGCACAGAAGAAAUUGGAUGAUGCACGUUUUGAAAACGCCAAGAGAAUUCAGACAUUACAAGAUAUGCAACUUAUCAAUGAAAAGAAGGGACAUUUAAUUAUAGAACAUGCUAAUGAGAUUGAAGAAGCCAAGUGCGCUGUCCAAGGACUCAUUGACCAACAACUAGAUUGGAAUACUAUUGAAAAGUUGAUAAAGGCAGAAAAAAAAAAGAAGAAUAAAAUAGCUGAAAUGAUCAUGUUACCACUAAAUCUUAACCAAAAUAAAAUUGAUAUUAAAUUACCUAAUGUUUAUAGAGAUCAUUGUAGUAGUAGUGAUGAAGAAAAUACAUCCUCCGAUUCCUCAGAAAACAGUGAUUCAGAUGAUGAAAUACAAGUAGAUGUAAAUAAAUCUAUUUGUCAUGCUCAUGCAAGGUCUAAAAUAAGUAAUAAUAAAAAUUAUGUUGUUGUCACGAUUGAUCUUACCUUGUCUGCAUAUGCAAAUGCUAGCGAAUAUUUUAACCUGAAGAAAACAACAGCUGAAAAACAAAAAAAAGUAGAACAAAAUAUUGAAAAAGCUAUGAAGAACAUAGAAAAAAAUGUUAAUCAACAACUAAAAAGAAAACUAGAAAAAAGUCAUAAUAUUUUGAAAAAGGUUAAGAAUCUUUACUUCUUUGAAAAGUAUUACUGGUUUAUCUCCAGUGAAGGUUUUUUAGUAUUAAUGGGUAAAAGUGCAGUUGAAUCUGAUCAAAUAUAUGGCAAGUAUAUUGAAGAAGAUGAUAUAUUUGUUUCAAAUAGUUAUGAUAAUGUUGUAUGGAUCAAAAAUCCAGAAAAGUCAGAGAUUCCACCAAAUACAUUGAUGCAGGCUGGUAUAUUAUGUAUGGCAUCUAGUGAGGCAUGGUCGAAAAAGUUAGCUGCUUCUGCUUGGUGGUGUAGAGCUAAAAAUAUUAGUAAGUUUAAUACAUAUGACAAUAAAGUACUUCCAGCUGGUGUUUUUACGAUAAAGGAUGAAAACGAAAAAAAUAUCUUAGCACCCUCUCAGUUAGUUAUGGGUCUAGGUUUGAUGUGGAAAGUGAAAACUUUGAAUGACACAACCUAUACUGAAGAUGGUACCUUUCCUUCUACAAAUCAUGAAUCUGUUGAAACUAAAUGUGUUUUUGAAAAUGAAAUCUCUGAAGAAUAUCCUUCUAGUUUCCCGGAAACUAAUAGUAACUUACCUCUUUUAGAAUCUGUUACUAAAAAAAGUGUAGACACAUUGUUUACCAGAAAUGAAAGUAAGAUGAUGGAAAAGGAAGAAAAAGAAACAACAGAAGAAAAUAGCACAUCGAUCACUGCUGCUAAUGUACUUCUUAACAUGAAGAAAAAUGUUCGUGGUAAGAAGGGCAAACUAAAAAAAAUGCAAAAAAAAUACAAAGAUCAAGACGAAAGCGAAAGAAUUAUGCGCCUGGAAGUCUUAGGUACCUUGAAAGGUAUUGAAAUGGAAGAAAAAAGAAAACAAGAAGAAUCCACCAAAAAAGAUCAACAAGAAUAUAGAAAAGAAAGACGAGAGAAACAAAAAAUGGCUCAGCUUUUACAUUUUACUACUAUGGAAAAAGUAAAAAUUAAUUUUGUACAACUCAAGGAACAAUUAAGGCCAUGUAUUUCCAAAGAAGAUGAGGUUUUAGAUAUCAUCCCUGUUUUUGCACCCUGGCUUGCUUUGCUGAAAUAUAAAUACAAAGUUAAAAUACAGCCCGGUAAUGCAAAAAAAGCAAAAACUAUGAAUGAAAUUCUAAGUUUCUUUUUGAAUAGACAAGUUGAUACAACUAAAAACAACAAUACACUUGAUUGGCCUAUGGAACAUGAUAUGAUCAAAGCUCUUACUGCACAAGAUUUAGUUAGAAUUGUUUCAGUAGAUAAAGUUUCUGCUUCUCUGAAUGGCUCAAAAAAUGGCAAAACUAAAAGCCAUAAUAAAGGAAAAGGAACCAAAGUUAAAGGUAAAAAUACAAAAUAA